AUGGCAUCAAAGAAAUCUUAUGGCGACUACAGCGUGGGAUGGAUCUGUGCCCUCCCAAAGGAACAAACGGCGGCGACGGCGAUGCUGGACGAGAGACAUGCAGACCUGCCAAAGCUUACGAACGAUGCCAACACUUACACGCUCGGCUCAAUCGGCCCUCACAACGUCGUGAUAGCCUGCCUGCCCAAAGGCCAGUACGGUACCAACUCGGCAGCCAAUGUGGCAGCGUUCAUGAUCAGAACAUUCCCUUCCAUCAAGAUUGGUCUCAUGGUUGGUAUCGGAGGCGGCGUCCCGCCAAAAGUGAGGCUUGGUGACGUUGUCGUCAGCACUCCUACCGGCCAAUAUCCUGGAGUCGUCCAGUGGGAUCUUGGCAAAGAGACACAGGGAGGAGGCUUUGAGAGGACUGGGGCGUUGAGUAAUCCGCCUGGUGCUUUGUUGACAGCUUUGGCCAAGCUGGAGACGGAAAAUGAGCUAAUGGGGUCCAAGAUCCCCAACUUCCUCGAGGAGCUCAAGGCUAGAUUCCCGAGGCUGGCGAAAAAGUACUUGAAGUCUGACAAGCAUCAAGACUUACUUUUUGAAACUGACUAUGUUCAUGUCAAAGAGCCGUUCUCAAACAUGAACACCGAGGGUCCCGCGGGUGGGGUCGUGGAUGUAUCUGUGGAGGAGGAAUUUGAAAACGGAUCGGAUGAAGACGGUGAUCCAUGCCAGUUCUGCGAUAAGUCCAAGCUUAUCAAAAAGAGGCGUCGAUCAAUCCGAGUUCACCACGGUCUCAUCGCAUCUGGCAACAAAGUCAUCAAAGACGGCUUACGGCGAGAGAAGCUGAACAGCGCACUCGGAGGAGAAGUUCUCUGUUUCGAGACAGAAGCGGCCGGUCUCAUGAACAACUUCCCCUGUUUGGUGAUUCGAGGCAUCUGCGACUACUGCGACUCGCACAAGAACAACGCUUGGCAGGAGCAUGCUGCUGCUGUGGCAGCGGCUUUCGCGAAGGAGCUUCUUGAGCAAGUUCAAAGUUGGAUCUCGACUAGCAAACAGACGCUAUUCUGUGAAGGCGUUCCGGGAGCUGGCAAAACUUUCCAGAUGGCCAUUUUAGUCAACUAUUUGACCGAGAAAUUUCGGUAUGAUGGCUCGGUCGGUGUGGUUUACAUCUACUACAACUUCAAACGGCACAACGAUCAGAAAGCAGAACAUAUGCUUGCAAGCCUUGUCAAACAACUGGCGCAGAAUUCGAGAUCCUUUCCCGAAGCAGUGCAAAAGCUGUAUGAUCGACAUAGCCUUGUGAACACUCGUCCUUUUUUGGUUGAGUUAUCCAACACCCUGGAGGUUCUUGUUCAGUCUUACUCUAAAGUGUUCAUUCUUAUUGAUGCUCUCGAUGAAGCUGAAGAUACUGAGCGUACAAAGCUGUUGGACAAUAUUUUCAUGAUGCAAGAGAGGAGCGGGCUUAACCUUUUUGCGACAUCUCGAGCAAUCAACACCAUUGCAGCCAAAUUUGAAGGAUCUCUUUCCAGGGAGAUUUCUCCCAGCCGUCACGACAUUUUUCAGGUUCUCAAUGCUCGCAUGUCUGAGCUUCCAUCCUUUGUUAGAGAAGAUGAGGGCCUGCAGGAUGAGAUUAAAUCCGCUAUCGAAGCGGCUAUGGGUGGAAUGUUUCUCCUUGCCCAGCUCUAUCUGAACUCCUUCGUCGGCUCACGAUCCCUCUCGUCACUCAGAAAGUCACUCAGUUCUCUGCAGCAGGCUUCCUCUUCAUCAUCUUCUUCAUCUUCUUCGGAUAGGUCUAGCGUCUUGGAUGAAGCGUAUGACAAGUCCAUGGAACGAAUACAGCAACUUAAAGGAGAUUUAGCUCGCGACGCGGUUCUGAUCAUCUCCUGGAUUGUCAAGGCAAAGCGGCAAAUGAAAGUAGCAGAGCUUCAAGAAGCACUUGCUGUUGAGAUUGGCGCAUCUGAACUUGAUAAAGACAACAUCCCAACUGUCGACCAUAUAAUCCAAGCCUGCGCUUCGCUGGUCGUCGUUGAGGGAGAUGGCAUAGAAUUGGUCCAUUACACUGCGCAAGAAUACUUUGAACGUCCGGACAACCGGUGGAUGCAGAAGGCACAGACUUGUAUCACAAACGUGUGCCUGACAUAUCUGUCAUUUACAAAUUUUCGAAAUGGGCCUCGAAUGUCAUGGGACGACCGUGCUAAGAGAAUUGAGGACUUCCCCUUUUACGCCUACUCGGAGGAGAAUUGGGCAUGCCAUACGAAUGAAACUUUGGAACAGGACUUCGAAGUUUCUAAAGUGAUUGAAUUUCUAGAUCAAGGAUCGGGCUUACCCGACGACCCUUUCGCCGACACUUUCGCCAACCCUUUCGCCAAACCUUUCACCGAACCCUCCAAUCAGGAAUCAUUUUUCUCAAAGCCGCCACCACUGCAUAUCGCUGCUUUCUUCGGUCUGCACGAAGCGUCCCACGAAAACGGGUUUACAGCAUUGAAUCUUGCGGUGAUGCUCGAGAGAAAAGCUACUUUUGAUCUGCUCAUCGAAAAGGGCGCCAAUAUCGAGGCUCGAUAUCAUGAGUGUGGUCAAACAUCACUGGCUCUAGGCGCAAAGCACGGACGUAUAAACGCUGUUCGAUGGCUUGUUGAAAGAGAGGCCGAUAUUGACGCAAAGGAUAGCAUCAAUAGGACGCCUUUGAUGUUGGCCGCCUUGAACAAACACGAGAGCAUUGUACAGUAUCUCCUUGAAAAAGGAGCCGAUAACGAAGCAAAGGACAUCAACGAUCUGACACCUCUCUUGUGGCAAUCGCUGGAGGCCGUUCGAAUACUUCUCGACAAGGGCGCAAAUUCUGAGAAAGUGGAUGCCAAUAUGAAGGAUGACCAGGGCCUCCCGCCACUGCGAUAUGCCAUGGAUCGCCAAGACGAAGAUGGAUUGGUGGACGUCAACGCAAAGGACGACCAGGGCCACACGCCUCUACACUAUGCAAUAGAACGCGCAGAAGAAUCGCUUGUCAAGAUACUACUCGACUGCGAGGAAGUGGACGCCAACGAAAAGGAUGAUCAAGGACGUACGCCACUAUUAUAUGCAAUACACUCGGCGGACGAACCCACCGUACACAUUUUGCUUGGGUCGGGUAAAGUCGACGCAAAUAUGGAGGACAACCAAGGGCGCACACCGCUGUCCUCUGCAAUAGAGCUCCGAAGCAGAAAUAUCACCGGUAAGGUUGACGUGAACUCGAAAGACAACCAGGGAAGGACACCUCUGUGGUAUGCCGUGAAAGCCGGGAAUCAGGAGCUGGAAGGAUUGCUCCGACGGCGUGGUGCAAGGGAUCGAUCCGAGAAAACGAGCGAACGCCCAUCAUCGCAGAGAUCGCGGGAGAAGAAAUCAACGUACAGGAGGACGGAAGUGUGA
Molecule: messenger RNA, 3375 nt
Organism: Trichoderma citrinoviride
Lineage: Eukaryota; Fungi; Ascomycota; Sordariomycetes; Hypocreales; Hypocreaceae
Exons: 10
Coding region: 1-3375 (1124 amino acids)
Biological process (GO): nucleoside metabolic process
Molecular function (GO): protein binding; catalytic activity
Source: RefSeq, a predicted model, not a curated record